CUCCCGCGUGGCCGGCGGCUGCGAGGGGAGGAGCGGAGCGGAGCGGGCGGCAUGAUCGGGACGGUGCUCUGUUAUGUUCUGCUGCCCCUCGUCCGGCUCCUCCGGGCUUUCCAAGAUGCUUUCUUUACAUGUCGAAAGAACGUGCUUCUGGCGAAGAGCCCGACCGCCCAUCUAGACGGCCUCUGUGCUCCUGUCAGCGGCAAGCCGGUCUCGGAGGAGCAGCAAGCCCUGUUGCAGCAGUGGCUGGAGGAAGGAGCUGGUGGGCUGCACACCAAUGAAAGUGCUUCGAAAGGCACAGAGAAAGUGUCCGCCGUUUCGGCUGCGGAGUGGCGGGAAGGCCCGGAGCUACUGAUGACGAGCUUAAGUGACCUGAACAUAUCGCCGCAGUCUGGGGACCAGGAACAGCCCCAGCAGAUGGUCCAGACUGAACUGCCUCCUGGACUCCAGGAAUUUGUAGAAACCACCCUGGCAAACUUACCAGCGGAGGGAAGAGAGGCGUUAGGGGACAAUGCUCUCUGGGCAGCCGUAAGGACGCAGGCUGAUCCCCCAGUGGUCGAUGCUGCUCCUCUGUCCACAGAAGUGUGGAUUGAAGACCCUGCUGUGUUAGCCUGGAGUCCUGCGCAGGAGACGGAGGGCAUUUCAACAGAGGGAGUCCUGUGGCCUUUUCAGAACGCUGGUCAAUUUCAGCCACUCCCACUAGAGAUACCUUAUCAUGAGAUUCUGUGGCGGGACUGGGAAGACCUUUCUGCUCAGGCUUGCAUCCCAGAGCAGAGCUCAGAGGCUCAGGGGUCUCUCUUUGAAUUCAGAGUCAUGUCCUACAACAUCCUGGCCCAGGACCUGAUAGAGCAGACCCCUCAUCUCUACAUGCAUUGCCAUCCGGACAUCCUGAACUGGAGUUAUCGUCUCACGAAUCUCUUGCAGGAGAUCCAGCACUGGGAUCCUGACGUUCUCUGUCUCCAAGAAGUUCAGGAAAAUCAUUUUUGGGAGCAGUUAGAGCCAACACUUAUGAUGAUAGGCUUCACCUGCAUCUACAAGCGGCGGACGGGACGCAAGACGGAUGGCUGUGCAAUCUGCUACAAGCAGAGCAGGUUCCAAUUGAUCAGCGCUAGCCCUGUUGAAUACUUCCGGCCUGGCUUGGAUAUCCUCAACAGGGACAAUGUGGGCCUGGUGUUACUGCUACAGCCCUUACUCCCAGAGACCUUGGGCGACAAGGCGAUCAGCCCCUUAUGUGUGGCGAACACUCACGUGUUGUACAACCCUCGUCGGGGCGAUAUCAAACUGGUCCAGAUGGCUCUACUGCUGGCAGAGAUCGACAAGACGGCAAAGAUGGCAGAUGGCAAUUACUGCCCUAUCAUCUUAUGUGGGGACCUGAACUCUGUGCCUGACUCGCCACUAUACAGGUUCAUCCAGAACGGGCAGUUGUACUACCAUGGGAUGCCAGCCUGGAAGGUGUCUGGACAGGAAGAGUUGUGUCAGAACCCCCACCAGCGGAAACUGCUGACUCCUCUCUGGCCCUCCUGCCUGGGCAUAACAGAUGGCUGCCAGUAUGCCGCCCUUUGCCAAAGCAAGAAGUCAGAUAGGCGUAAAUACAGCCGCGACUUCCUGCUUCAGUUCCAUUACUGCGAUGCUGCCUGUGAGCGACCUGCAGACUUGACCCUGUUGGAAGGUGUGACGGAUGCCAUACCAGACCGUCCUGCGUAUUGGCCAAAGGAACUCACUGUGAUGAACAACACUGAUCCAGAACGGUUUCAUUCAAGGUAUCCAGGCAAUAUUCAGCAUGGCCUCAACCUGACCUCUGCCUACAGCCACUUCCUGCCUGAGAGAGGCUGCCCUGAGAUUACAACCAUGCCAAUGGGUGUGGGGGCCACCGUUGAUUAUAUCUUCUACUCGGCAAAGCCAAUCAAGAAUGAUCGUGAAGAAUGCCGCCGGAUGUUCCGAGAUGGAGCCCUCAAGCUGCUCGGCCGCCUCUCCCUCCUCUCUGAAGACAUCCUUUGGUCCGCAAACGGCUUGCCGAACCCUUUCUGUUCAUCUGAUCACCUCUGCCUGCUGGCCAGCUUUGGCCUAGAGAUCUCCGACUUCUGAUCAUGUGCCAGAUCUCUAGGACUCUCACGGGAGUUAUUCUGAUUGGGAAAAUCAUGCCGUUUUUGAAGUUUGCAUCAGCUAACAACAACAAAAAAUCAUUUUUCUCUCUUUCUCCCACCCUCCCCCUCCCCUAUUUUGGAGAUGCCCUUGCUCUGCUCUCCCAUGCUUUAUUCAUGAGGAAAUAACCACUGGGUUUACCCUGUAGUGCUGCAAUUCUAGUCUGAGCUUCACUGCCAGUUUAUGCCUGCCUGCACUCUGGCUCCCACACCAUCUUUUUUAAGGGCGGCCUUCCAGCAAAUUAUGUCUUUAUAUGGCCCUCUUCUGUUUGGCCAUUGUGCACCGCAAAGUCUUUGGCUAGCAGGACAAGAGCUGAUUUGUGCCUGAGUCUUAAUGUGGGCUCUCCCUGCCCCUCCCCACCCGUUGCACACAGGCCCCAAUGGUGGUAGUGAGGCUGGUUUUGUCAAGUGUGCAAAAUGAUGCAUUUGGGGGGUGGGGUGCUGCUUCUGCUCACCAUCUCCAAAGGCUGGUGCUUGUCAACUGGCAUGUCCCUCUGGUCCACUUGGAAAGGGAAUCGAAUCAGCUGACCAUGCAAACAGAGACUCCCCACCCCUUUUAGGAUUCCCCUGGCCAGACUGCAUGAGUAGCAGACGUUUGGAAGCCUUCUGCACGUGUUACCAAGGCGUUUUGAUCUCCCCUCUUAAGAGCCUUACAGCAUUUUAUUCUCAGGGACUUCGGACGGCUUUUAUCACUGUCUUUCAUCCAUCAGCAUGGGAUGUUUUUGUUGUCUCACAUUGGAGAGAGGAAAGGACUGUGAAAAGUGGUAGAAAAGUCAAAUCGGAGCGUUGUUGUUUUUCUUUUACAGCUUGGAAGGCACAGCGUUGGGUCUCUCCACUGAGCCUGGCAGUUGCUUCUCAUUCUUUUUCAUCAUUGGAUUGUGGCUGAAAGUAGUGGUCAAAUCUCUACAUAACCCCCCCCCCCCCCCAACACACCCUUUUCUUGGUGCACAUAACCCACAUGAAUCACAUCAGCUGUGCAUGGGCCAUGGCGCAACAUUAAUCUCG
This is a messenger RNA of Elgaria multicarinata webbii, 3143 nucleotides long. RefSeq names its product angel homolog 1 (gene ANGEL1). Gene Ontology annotation, molecular function: 3'-5'-RNA exonuclease activity. The record is from RefSeq and is a predicted model, not a curated record. NCBI's taxonomy places the organism in Eukaryota, Metazoa, Chordata, Lepidosauria, Squamata, Anguidae. The coding region runs from base 52 to 2082 and encodes 676 amino acids. The transcript has 10 exons.